Rotaria sp. Silwood2 is the source of this 1149-nucleotide messenger RNA. The record is from the annotation of a GenBank genome assembly. NCBI's taxonomy places the organism in Eukaryota, Metazoa, Rotifera, Eurotatoria, Philodinida, Philodinidae.
AUGUCUUUUUUACUCACUGCACUAGUUCAAUUUGGCGAAGAGACAGAACUUGUCGAUAUUUAUGUUGGUGCUGAUCUAGCUGAUAUACAUGUUCAAUUGAUGGCUCCAUUUCAUUUAAAUCCAUCUCAAUAUAUUAUUCAAGUUUUUGAAUCAAAAAUGUUCAACGAAUAUGUUAAUCUAUCAAAAAUUUCUGUACUCAAUAAUAUGGAUUCAGGUCGAUUUCGGGUUAUAUUACAAAAGGUUGACAUAAUACAAAUGCCAACUACACCAACUAAUUCUAAUCGAUCGUUGUCGCUGUUAAGUCUUGAUAAUGUAUCACCACAAUGUCUAAAUCAAGCAAAUACACUAGCACCUAGUUUUAACUCAACACAGAAUAAAUUACGUGAAUUGCCACCUUUACCAUCAUCUAAUAUUUUACCAGCUUUUCCUAUUAAUAUAAAAUAUGCCAUUUCUGUAGGUAUGAUGCAAUCUGUUAUUCAAGACGUAGUGAAUAUGUUGGCUUGUCAUUUAUUUGAUUAUAAUAUUUCAUCGAAAACACAUUACUUUCAAAUACGUGCUGCUUUUGUUAAAGAAUAUUCAAUGAAUGAAUUUAAGGACAAUCGAGAUCUUGAUCUCCUUAUCCAAAAAUUAUCUCGUCGACUACGUGAUUUACGAUGUCGUAAGAAAAAAAAUAAUUGUGAUGGACAAUUUUCGCUUGAUUGGGAUAACGAUCGUUAUCAGGAUGGUGCGAAUCAAAAGAAUUCACCAGUUAUUGAACCAGCAACAACUGGUAAGUUUAUUCUUGCUCUUAAUAUAAUACAACUAUGUUUCACAGAUAAUACUGAUUCGAUUGAAUCGAAAGAAUUCAUGAAAAAAUUGACCGAUGCAUUUCACAACAAUGAAAUGACAAAAGGCACAACCACUCAAUUGAUUGUUGAAUCCUUCCGUACUCGUCGAGCUUAUUUACAAUCUGGUCAAAGUAUGCAACAGAUUUUAAACGAGAUGCCUUUUACACAAAACAUAACAUUUAUCAAAUUGGAAUUUGAACUUGUUACUAAAGUGUCAUUAAUGGUUGCUACUGAACGUAUUCGGAAGUUUCUCGAUAACAUUAUUUCAUAUGAAAUCUAUGGUAAAUUAUCUGAUGAAAAUGUACGUAUGAAUAAUAUCUGA